UUUACGAAACUUUUUUAGUAGUUAAACCAUCAAAAUUUCAACGCCACUUCUCUCUCUCUCUCUCUUUCUCUCUCUCUGUUUCGCUGUUUCCCUCUCUCUUCAAAACCAAAAACCAGAACCUCCAGGUCUUCAUCUUCAUGGAGUAACUCUGAGAAGCAGAGCCAGCGUUCAUAGCAACCAGGGUUUUACCAUGUCGUCUGGCUCCACGAACGAGGCCUCCUCCGAGAUCCUCGACUUGAAUUCCGAAGCCGUUCCACUCGUCGAGGAGGAAGUUUCUGUGGUAAGGGUUGCAGAAUCCACAGUUGCUAUCACACUGUCUGUAGAUGAAAACCUAGUGGAGCAGGCCUUGGACACUCAGAGCCCUGCUCAGGGUACUAAUCCCGAAGGUGAAACAGCCGAGGCUGGGGUAUCUGGUGAAGGACGGAAUUUGCUUGAAACAUUUGCCCAAGGUUCUGAUGUUUGUGACGGCAGCACUGGUGCUCAUGGGGUCCGUGGAAGUUCUGAAGAAGAAGAAUCUGCUGAUGUUUGUUUGAUCAAAGAGAGUUCAGAAAGAGUGACCAAGAAAUCUGUAGAUGCGGGUGGUGAUGGGAAAUUUGGAGGUCAACCUGACGUGGCGCUAACGCUGAAACUUGGUGCUUCUGAUACCGAAGGACUGACAGACAGGGUUGAAGUUACCGAAGCUGAAAGUUCUAUGACGAUCACCGAGUUGACUUUCGAGGAAAUCCACGUUGCUUCUGGGGAGAGAGCUGUUGAAUUGGAAAAUUCGGAGGUUUUAAAUUCCAAAGGAGAUGUACCGGAGCCGAUGGAUUUGGAUGAGAAGCCAUAUUUUCCGGAGAAAAAUCAAGGCGUGGAGGUCGAGGGGGUGGGAGGAGGCACUGAAGCUAAUGAUGUCAGAGAUACGGAUCCUUCUGUAAGUCUUAGUUCUCCUUCAAAUUGCGUUCAUAAUACCACUUUAAACAUAGGUAAUAGUGACGUGAAUCCUUCUCAAGAUGGGAUACAAGAGCUAGUUGCCCAGAUAGCUAAAACACCUUCUGAUCAGGUAAUUAGGGAUCAGAGCAUGGAUUUACACCUCACCGAGGCAAAUGCAGACGAGGGGGCUGCUGUUACAGUAGAUACAAACCUGGCUACCGAGGCCAUUGAUGAAUCCAAAGAUGCAGUGCUGGACAAGAAUCAGGAGGCAGAUGUUCAAAUUGCAGGCGCUUGUGGUUAUCAUCAAGGGGACCAAAGGAUGGGCUCGCCUUCUCCUGAGCUUGGUGCUUCUCCGUUAGUGGAUAACCAAUCCAUGGGCUUUGACGUUGAAGCCAUUGCAGUAGGUGGGUGCAAUAAGCUGGAUGAGAAUCUAACUCAAUCUCAAUCUCAAUCUCAGCCUAUUGCCAGUGAUUCUGAUGCGGUUAAUUCAGUUGUAGAUUUGGGUAGCUGUCAUAGCACAGAUUUUGAAAAGAAGGUUGUAGAGGAGGUUUUGAAUGAAGAUGAACGAAUGGAGGUAAAAGAGAUUGAGGCUGAUGCUACUCAUCCUGGUGCUGAUGAAAACCUGAAGACUGUACGUGAGGUUUUGAAGGAAGAUGGAGGGAUUGCUGCUAAAGAGAUGGGAGACGAUGUUAGUAAUCCUGGGACAGAUGGAAACCAGAAGACUGUUGAUGAGGUUUUUGAGGAGGAGGAAGGAAGUAGGGUUAAAGAGAUGCUAGAUGAUGUUAACUGUCGGGACAGAGAUGGAGACCAGAAUACUGCUGAUGAAGUUUUCAAAGACGAUGAAGGAACUGGGGUUAAAGAGAUCGCAGACGAUGUCACACAUCUGGACAAAGACGUAGACAAGAUGACUGCUGAUAAGGUUGACUGGGAAGCUGAAGGAACUAAGGUUAGAGAGGUGGGGGAUGGUGUUACCUGUCUGGGCACAGAUGGAAACCUGAAGGCUGUUGAUGAGAUUUUCCGGAAAGAUGAAGGGACAGAGGUUAAGGAUGGGAACCAGAUGAUCCUCGAUGAUGCUUUGAGGGAGGGUGAAGAAACUGAGGCUAAAGAGAUCGGUACUGAUGUCACUCAUCCAAGCAGUGAUGGAGACCAGAGGAAUGUAGGAGAGGUUGUGAAGGAAGAUGAAGGACCCAGGGUUAAAGAGAGAGAAGAUGAUGCUAAAUGUUCUGUCUCUGACUGCUUAGAUGAGAACUUAACAAAAAAUGUCAGUAGGGUUGAUUCACAUGUAAACCAAAUGCUAGAAACGUCAGAACAGGUUACAACUACUUUGAAUCCUGGAACUGCAUCUGUAAAUGAUAAUCGGGUUUUUUAUGGCCUGCCAACAGAAGAAGGUGAUUUUUCUGUUUCUGAUCUAGUCUGGGGUAAGGUGAAGAGUCAUCCCUGGUGGCCUGGGCAGAUAUUCGAUCCUUCGGAUGCAUCAGAGCAGGCAAUGAAAUACCGUAAGAAGGACAGCCUUUUGGUUGCAUAUUUUGGGGAUAGAACAUUUGCUUGGAAUGAAGCAUCAUUGCUAAAGCCCUUUAGGGCUAAUUUCUCACAGAUGGAGAAGCAGACUAAUCUGGAGUCAUUUCGUAAAGCUGUCGAUUGUGCAUUGGAUGAAAUUGCGAGACGAGUAGAGCUGGGGCUGGCCUGCUCAUGCACAUUCGAAGAAGUCUAUGCAAAGACUGGAUCCCAAAUGAUUGAGAACCCUGGGAUCCGGGAAGAAUCAAGUAGGAGAAAGGGCAUGGACGAAUCCAUCAGUGUAAGUUCUUUUGAACCAGAGAUGCUUGUUGAGUAUAUCAGAGAAUUAGCACUGUUUCCAUAUGGUGGAGUUGAUAGGCUGGAACUUGUCAUAGCUCAGGUGCAAUUAUUGGCUGUCCAUCGUUCAAGGGGGUACUCUUGUUUGCCAACGUUCCAGUUGUGUGGCAGUUUGGUGGAGAAUGAAGCUGACAGUUUAAUCUUGGCAGAAAGCAAGCAUUCAAAAGCAAUUGUUGAUGAUUCUGCAGCUAUAUCUGAGAAUAAAGAUCAAGUACUAUCUGGGAAAGUUAAAUUUAAGAGUCGGGAUGGCUCUUUCCGUAAGCGUAAACACACCUCAGAGGAUGGUGGACAUCCUAUCAAAAAAGAAAGAAGCUUGUCAGAGUUGAUGGCUGGGAAAAAGGUUUUCUCAUCUGAUGAUGGAAAUGAGUCUGUUGAUGGGAAGCCAGUUUCAUCGUUGUUGGGAAAAAAGCGUAAAGCUGGUGAUUCCAUUCCUGAUGAUUCAGUGAUUCAAAAUAGGAAAAGAAGUAUUUCCUUAUCAGGAGCUGCUGAUGCUGACUCUGCUCAGCCCAAGCGAUCUUUCAAAGUUGGUGAAUCCAUUUGUAGAGUUGCAAGCCAACUGACUGGAUCCUCUCCAAUCCUUAAGUGUAGCGGUGAACGGCUCCGUAAAGUUGCAGUUAAGGUGGAUCAGAACAGAGAAAGUUCUACUUGGGAUGGUGAUGCUGCAUCUCCUAGAACUCCUGAACAAAGGAGAAAGAUAGUCCUUCCAACAGAGCACUCGUCCCCAGAAGAGAUGCUGUCCCAACUUUGCUUGGCUGCACGGGACCCAAUAAAAGGCUAUAGUUUCCUGACUACCAUAAUUAGUUUCUUCUCUGAAUUCAGAAAUUUUGUCUGCCUUGAUCAUGCAAGUUCUUGGAAGCACAAAAUGUCUUCAGAGAAAGUAGGUGGUAAAAAGAAAAAACCACCCAACUCUAACAUGGACUCCACUGAAUCGUAUAGUUUUGAGGAUAUGCAAGAUUCUUACUGGACUGACAGGAUUGUCCAAAUCGGCCCUGAAGAACAACCAUUGGACAAAUCCCAGAAGAAAAGAGGAAGGCCUAGGAAAAAGAUUUUUAUGCUGACCAAUGGAGCUGAUGAUUCUCAUCAGUGCAGUCCUGCAUUGGAUAUUGAGCAGCAAAAUCCUUAUCACAAUGCUGAACAGCCAGUAGAAAUUUCAGUGGGCAGUUUGGAUGCAAAUUCCAAGGACCCCAAUUCACCAGCGGCACUAAUAUUGAGCUUCCCGGAGUCUGAUGCAGAUUCUAUUCCUUCAGAAAAGAAUCUGAAUAUAAUAUUUAGACACUUUGGGCCUUUGAAGGAAUCUGAAACAGAAGUGCUGAAAACGACUAACUGUGCUAGAGUGGUGUUCAAGAGGCAUACUGAUGCAGAGGUAGCUCUCAGUAGUGCGGGGAAAUUCAGCAUUUUUGGACCAGUGCAUGUCAGCUACAGGUUGAUGUAUUGGCCACCAACAUCAGCUAAGGCUCCAUCCUUUGCUGCAACACAACUCAUAGAAUAUGUGGCACCACAAGGCAUAGAAGAUGUGGAAUCACAAGGCAUAGAGGAUAUGGCACCACAACUCAUAGUAGAUGUGGCACCACAAGGCAUAGAAGAUAUGGCACCACAAAGCAUAGAAGAUAUGGCACCAGAAGGCAUAGAAGAUAUGGAUAUGGCACCGCUACUCAUAGAAGAUGUGGCACCACAAGGCAUAGAAAAUGGGGAAUCACAAGGCAUAGAGGAUAUGGAUAUGGCACCACUACUUGUAGAAGAUGUUGCACCGCAAGGCAUAGUAGAUAUGGCACCACAAGGCAUAGAAGACGUGGAAUCACAAGGCAUAGAGGAUAUGGCACCACAAGGCAUAGAAGAUGUGGAAUCACAAGGCAUAGAGGAUAUGGCACCACAAGGCGUAGAAGAUAUGGAAUCAAAAGGCAUAGAUGAUAUGGCACCACAAGGCAUAGAGGAUAUGGCGUCACGAGGCAUAGAAGAUGUGGCACCACAAGGCAUAGAAGAUGGGGCAUCAGAAGGCAUAGAAGAUAUGGUACCUGCGGGAGGCAACGAAGAUAUGGCACCACAAGGCAUAGAAGAUAUGGCACCUGUGAGAGGCAGCACAUCUUGAUUUUAUUGUUGCAGAAAUGAUUUUGCUUGAAGGUUUCAGGUAUUCUCAUGUCUGGUGGAGACUCAAAAAUGGUGGUAGAUGCCAUGUAAUAUGUUGAAGCACCACUGAGGGUGGUUAAAUGAAGGGCUGCUGAAGGCGGUAACUAUACUGUUAGGAUCAUCUGUUUACCUGAGAUUUUUUCCCCAUGAGUUCUUUCUGUUUUGUAUUUCAAACAAAAUACUUGUUUUCAGCACACUCUUUGUUUUGGAAGGCUCAUGGGAUUCACUGUGAUUAAUGUAAAAUGGACAUUCUCGAUCUUGCCUGUAGAUCUGUUUUUAUGGAAUUUAGACCCCAAGGUUCUUAGUGGCUUAGAAUUCUUCCUCCCAAAUACUGGUUAUCAUCUGUGUUUGAUGCCCAUGUCUAUGAUGGAAAAGCUGUGGUUUUAUCCUUGAGUUGAUACUCUUAUUUUCAAUCAAA
Messenger RNA from Telopea speciosissima, 5302 nucleotides. RefSeq lists its product as uncharacterized. The coding region runs from base 191 to 4846 and encodes 1551 amino acids. Lineage: Eukaryota; Viridiplantae; Streptophyta; Magnoliopsida; Proteales; Proteaceae. The record is from RefSeq and is a predicted model, not a curated record. The transcript has 4 exons.